Molecule: messenger RNA, 1479 nt
Organism: Letharia columbiana
Lineage: Eukaryota; Fungi; Ascomycota; Lecanoromycetes; Lecanorales; Parmeliaceae
Exons: 3
Coding region: 1-1479 (492 amino acids)
Source: RefSeq, a predicted model, not a curated record
AUGGAUUUGCGACUCGCGCUUCAAGGUGAAGUAAUUGAGCAAUGCAUCAAAAAAAGAUGGCAGUUCAGUAGGCGUGGUCGUAACGGUGAGAACAUUUUUUUGCGGGAUAUUUUCAACAAGAUGGUUAUCUGGAUCAACAUGUUCAAACAGAUUGGAGAUACUGUCGUGCAAUAUGGCCCUGGACAUGCUGCGCUUCCUUGGGCGGGAGUUCGCUUCAUCUUACAGGUUGCUGUUGGUGACAUUGUCAAGUUUGACUUUGUCGUCGAAGGCGCGGAAUCAAUCUCACGAAUGAUAGAGCGAUAUGCGAUCUUUGAGGACAUCUAUUUACGUCGUACAUCAAAGGCUUCAAUAGAGCUUGAAAAUGCGCUCGUUCGGUUGUACUCGACGAUACUUGUAUAUCAAUCGAAAGCUAAAAGCUUCUUCGAUCAGAGCUCGCCGAAACGCGUAUCAAGGAGUGUCUUCGUCACGGAAGACGAAUUUGCAAGUAUUGCCAGAAAAAUAGACCUUGAGCAGUCCAAUGUGGAUCGUUGCGCUGCUAUCUUGGAUGGAGAGAACCAAAACAAUUUCAGCAACUCUCUCGAGGCACUCUCAGUCGGUCAUUCCGAGAGGCAUGCAGAGCUUAUAGAGCUCCUCCACCAUUUGGACAACUCUAAGCGCUACGAGAUCUUACGGUGGAUUUCCCCACAGCCUUACCUGGAACAUCAUGAGCAGAUUUCGAAGAAUAUUCUUGCUGGUACGGGCAAAUGGGUACUCGAGGAUCCAAUAUACGCAGAAUGGCACCAAGGAAGCACAUCGUCUCUCCUUCGGCUUCACGGGAAAGCCGGCGCCGGAAAAAGCACACUCGUGUCUAUUGUAAUCGAAGACGCAGUGAGAAGGUUCGAGGCUGGAAACAGCCCACCCCCAGUCUACUUCUAUUGCUCCCGAAAUGCCGCUGAACCCGAAGGAUACAAUCCAGCUGCCAUAAUUUCCAGCAUCGUCAGACAGCUUUCGUGCGCAGAGCCUGGACUUCCGCUUUUGCCUCCAGUCAUCGAGAAGUACGAGAGGAAAGGUCAAGGAUUCAGCUCUCGGGGUCUUCAAAUAGAAGAGAGCUGUGAUCUCAUUACCAAGUUGGUAGAACAUUAUUCCAUGACGACCAUUGUCAUCGACGCUCUCGACGAAUGUGAUCCCGAAAAGCGGGAGAUGCUCCUAGACGGGAUCGAAAGUCUGCUGCAAAAAAAUUCGUUUGGGCUAGUGAAAGUGUUUCUAUCGAGUCGUGACGACCAAGAUAUCGUAUGCACGCUUCGGGACUAUCCACAUCUUGAUCUUGUUUCCAGCAGAAAAUCAGGGGAUAUCGAGGUCUUUGUCAGGGAAGAAACCGACAAACUAAUCAAAAAGCGACGUUUGUUGCGCAACAACCAUGCCAAGGAGGCACUGAAAGUUUUGAUUAUUGAUGCAGUUAGUAGAGGCGCUGAUGGCAUGUUCAGAUGGGCGAGUCUGUAA